This is a messenger RNA of Anoplophora glabripennis (Asian longhorned beetle), 1936 nucleotides long. Its product is annotated as acyl-CoA synthetase family member 3, mitochondrial. The coding region runs from base 118 to 1842 and encodes 574 amino acids. The transcript is spliced from 6 exons. Gene Ontology annotation, molecular function: medium-chain fatty acid-CoA ligase activity. The record is from RefSeq and is a predicted model, not a curated record. Lineage: Eukaryota; Metazoa; Arthropoda; Insecta; Coleoptera; Cerambycidae. Gene Ontology annotation, biological process: fatty acid metabolic process.
GACAUUUUUAGCAUCGGUUGUAAUGAAAUGUGAUAGUUUUAAAUUCGUUGUAAACAGCAGUGCGUAAUAUAAGUACAUUAUACGACUUAUGUGUUAUUGACCUACAAUUAAGUAAAAAUGCCCUUGCUAAAUCGUCACAUAAGAAGCACAGUGUUUAAUUUCAAUAGAAAAUACCAACAAACUCAAGCUAAAGUGAAUGUGCCACCCUCUUUACCUAGUGGACCUGUUUUCAAAAAUGCUCAAAGUUUUCCUGAUAGAAUUGCUUUAAGAGACAAUAUCGCCAACUACACUUAUGCUAAUAUUUUUAUGAGCGCACACGGACUGUCUAAAAGAAUUACAAAUCUCGUUAAUGGACGGAGGAAUGAAAGAGUUUUAUUUUUGUGCCCAAACGAUGCCAAUUAUGUUAUCACUUUGUGGGCAAUAUGGAUGUCAGGUCAAAUUGCUGUUCCUUUAAGCCCAUUACAUCCCAAAAAUAUUCUUCUGUACUAUGCCAACGAUACAAAUUCAAAAUUACUUAUAACAACUCCGAAGUAUGCUGAACUUAUGCAGAAGGUGUCUAAAAAUGCUCACAGUCCUCUCUAUGUGUUAGAUGAGAAACUUAAAUUAAAUUGUGCACAGAUGCAUGCAGAAACUCAAAAUGAUUUAGAAGGAGGUCAACCAUCGGAUUUCUAUGAUAAUAGUAAUGCUAUGAUUUUAUACACGAGUGGAACAACAGGAUCUCCUAAAGGAGUUGUGUUGACCCACAAAAACCUUCAAAGUCAGAUAGGAAUGUUACUGGACGCUUGGAAGUGGACUUCAAACGACGUUUUACUUCACACACUUCCACUGCAUCAUGUUCAUGGAAUCGUCAAUGCACUGUUGUGUCCACUUACUAUUGGGGCCAAAACCAUCAUGUUACAGAAAUUUAACGCAAACACCGUCUGGUCUUAUCUUCUGGGCGUUAGUCCAGUGCCAGAUGACAGGAAAAUUACUGUUUACAUGGCCGUUCCUACAAUAUACUCUAAACUUCUAGAGGAGUACAAGAGAGUCUUUAAGGAUGAUCCGAAGAUGGUGGAACACAUCAAGAAUACUCUAAAAAAUAAAAUUAGGGUCAUGAUUAGCGGAUCUUCACCACUGCCGGCAACCACUUAUGAGAAAUGGUUGGAGAUAUCGGGCCACCGACUUUUAGAACGAUAUGGUAUGACUGAAACAGGAAUGGUGCUAUCUAAUACUUACGAUUCUGACAGAGAGCCAGGUUACGUUGGAAUCCCUUUACCGGGGGUAUCUGUAAAAUUAGCCGAAGAAGACGACACGGGGGAACAGUUGAAGACUAUUGUAGAGUGUACAAAUGAUAACGGAACUGUGGUUUUUAGCAAAUACAAAGAUGGUUGCCCCAAAGGUGAGUUGCUAGUCAAGAGUGAUGGAGUGUUUAAAGAAUAUUACAACAGACCCGAUGCGACAUUAAAAGAGUUUACCACCGACGGUUGGUUUAAAACUGGCGAUGUAUGCCAAUACUCGACUGAAAAAAAGAAAUUCAAGAUAUUGGGUAGAAAAAAUGUGGAUAUCAUAAAAUCUGGUGGAUACAAAAUAAGUGCCUUAGAAAUCGAAACUCAUAUUUUGGCACAUCCCGAUAUAAGGGAAUGUGCUGUCGUGGGAGUUAGUGAUGAAGAAUGGGGUCAGAAAAUUUGCGCUAUAGUAGCGCUUCAGGACGGUAAAGAAAUCACUUUGGAAACUUUAAUUGAAUGGGCAGAACCUAAAAUGCCAAAAUAUUGCCUGCCUACUGAAUUAAAAGUUACUAAAAGCCUACCGAAAAACUCAAUGGGAAAAAUCAACAAGAAGGAGUUGGUGAAACUUAUGUUUUGAGGAAUGAUAUAUGUUGGUUACUAUUUUAAGACUGUAUUUAUAAAAUCUCUUAUUUAUUAGUUAUAUGAAAGUAUUAUUUUGAUUUUUAUAUCAA